This is a messenger RNA of Asparagus officinalis (garden asparagus), 1752 nucleotides long. RefSeq names its product 3-dehydroquinate synthase homolog. Gene Ontology annotation, molecular function: 3-dehydroquinate synthase activity; oxidoreductase activity. Lineage: Eukaryota; Viridiplantae; Streptophyta; Magnoliopsida; Asparagales; Asparagaceae. Gene Ontology annotation, biological process: aromatic amino acid biosynthetic process. The record is from RefSeq and is a predicted model, not a curated record. The coding region runs from base 212 to 1537 and encodes 441 amino acids. The transcript has 10 exons.
UUUUUUUUUCUUUUUUUUUUUACAUCUCUCAAUUGCUUUUGUUUACAGUGAAGAGAGAUACCUGCAUCACUAUCCUACUCUUGGGUUUACCCACACCUGGGCCCAGAUGGACGCAUCUGGGUUUUUUCACGGUUCUAAAGUUAUGGGCUUCAUAAAAAUCAGCAGGUCAAUUAAUUAAUCUUUGCCUUCAACUGAUGAAAAGUUGAAGAAAAUGGCAAUAUUCACCUCUCCGGCGGCUAAAAUCCCUAACCCACCGGCUAAUUUCCGAACUCCAAGAAAAGGUAUAGCUUCAUUUCAAAUUUAUUCAUCGGUGCAGUAUUUUUGGCAGUUAACUCAUGCGCAAGAUCCAAUAUUUGAUGCGUUUCUAGCUAUACCAUUGAAAAAUUUCAAAUGGAACUUGAUAAAUGCAGCUCAAUGUCGCUCUAGUUCAACAGUCGCAAUGUCUGCUCCUUGUGUUUCCGAUGAAAUUGAGCAAUCGAAGCUUGUGUGGGUGUGGACCGAGAGCAAGCAAGUCAUGACUGCAGCUGUUGAGAGAGGGUGGAGCACUUUCCUCUUCCCCUCUGAGCCUCGCUUCAGAGAAAUUGCCGAAGAAUGGUCUUCAAUUGCUUUGAUCCAACCCCACUUUUUUGACGGUUCAGAGAUUUUCAAUGAAAAAAACGAACUAUUAGCAUUUAUCUAUGAUGUUUCUUCUCCUCAACAAUUACAAAAACUCCAACCAGAUGAUGAUAAUUCGGAUACUGUGGUCAUAAAUUUCUCAGGCGAAUGGCAGGUAAUACCUGCAGAAAAUAUUGUCGCAGCAUUCCAAGGCUCUAAGAAAACUGUACUAGCAGUUUCAACCUCUUCAUCAGAAGCACAAGUUUUCAUUGAGGCAUUGGAGAAAGGUCUUGACGGAGUUGUUCUGAAAGUCGAGGAAAUUGAAGAGAUUCUCAAAUUAAAGGAUUAUUUUGAGAGAAGAAGUGAAGUAAGAAAUCAUUUAAGCUUAACUAGAGCAACAGUAACAAGGGUUGAAGCAGUCGGAAUGGGUGAUAGAGUAUGUGUUGAUCUUUGCAGUCUCAUGAGACCGGGUGAAGGUCUUCUGGUUGGCUCCUUUGCUAGAGGCCUUUUCCUGGUUCAUUCGGAGUGCUUGGAAUCAAAAUACAUUGCUAGCAGGCCUUUUAGGGUCAAUGCGGGGCCGGUGCAUGCUUAUGUUGCAGUUCCAGGGGGAAGGACUUGCUACCUUUCUGAGCUGAAGGCAGGUAAAGAGGUCAUAGUUGUUGACCAAAGAGGCUUUCAACGUACGGCUGUUGUGGGUCGUAUCAAAAUAGAAUCAAGACAGCUGAUUCUUGUUGAGGCAAAGGACCUUAACGAAAAUAUUUACAGCAUCUUUCUACAAAACGCAGAAACCGUUGGUCUAAUUUGCCCUCUUGAAGGAGAUAAAGCAACAAAGACUUCAAUUCCUGUAACUUCACUAAAGGUCAGAGACGAGGUUCUGUUGAGAUUACAGGGUGGUGCUCGACAUACUGGAAUUGAGAUCCAAGAGUUCAUUGUUGAGAAAUAGAUAGCAUAUAUGCAUUGAAAAUCUACAAUGCUCGGGUAUAAUGGGAUUUUUUUUACAUGGUUAUUGUUCUUAUGGGUAAUUCCGUUGCAUUUAUCAAGCAAGGUCAAGUAUUGCUGCUGUUAUAUUUGUUUGCUGAGGAAAGAGAUGGAUGCAAUUGUAUCAAUUUUGUUCAUGUUAUAGUUUAGUUUUUCGAGGUUUAAUGUUUUUUUGCCAUA